CAGCGUGUGCGCGGCGUUUCGACGAUCAGUGUUGAGGAGAAGCUUCACGCGGAAACCGAUUCAAAGUCAGCUCGGCGGGGCGGCGGCGGCGACACGCCAGCGGGUCCGCAUUUGUUGUCACGGGAUGCACGUCCUCCGAAAAAAGGCCGAAAAGUAAACAGGAAUCGAGGUGGUAGCAGCGAGCGGCCGGCUGGAGGGAUGAGCAGACACCGCUGGACGACUAGCAUCACCUCCGCCAACGGCUGAAGCGUCACAACGAGCCGGGAUUGUUGUUUUUUUUCGCCCCCCGGUAGCGCUCACAAAGACGGAAAGAGAGAGGCGAAGCCAAGAUGGAGAUGGUGUUUUUCCGGUUACCGGGUCACGGAGACAUGACCCUGAAGCACAUGAACUCGCUGAGGUCGCGCCAGCACUUCUGUGACGUCACCAUCAUCGCCAGCAACAACCAGAUAUUCAGGGGACACAAGGUGGUGCUGGCCGCCUGCUCGCCCUUCCUGAGGGACCAGUUCCUCCUCAACCCGUCACCAAAGCUGCAGGUGUCGAUGCUGUACAGCUCCUCGGUGGUGUGCGACCUGCUCCAGUCCUGCUACACCGGCAUCCUGCACUUCAACCCCGAGGAGAUCGUCAACUACCUGACCGCUGCCAGCUACCUGCAGAUGGAGCACAUCGUGGAGCGCUGCAGAGGAGCGCUGGAGAAAUACGUGCAGCUGAAGCAUCCCGCUCUAGCUAAGGCGGCUGUAGAGGAGAGCCAGGCCACACCAGUGAUCGUCAGCAGCAUCCAGUCGGUUGGAUCUCCUUCCCCACGCCGACCUUCUCCUGUCCAACCCAACAGUCCCGCUGUGUGCUCAGUGGAGGAGAACAGCGGUGAUGCUCCUCCUCAGGACAGCAUUCAGCCCCAGGACAGUCCCAUCUUGGAUGAUCCGUGUAUACAGGUUCCUGGAUCAGACGAGGAGGAGGAGACCAGGCAGGAGGACUUUGAUGUGUUCAGAGUGUACAUCUCUGAGGAGGAGCAGAUGAACAGAGACAGAGAACGGGAAAAAGCAGCAGCAGGAGAUGGACCUCAGGAUGUUUGUUUCCCAGAAACAGAAGGAGUUCUGAUUGGAGAAGGUGGAGAGUAUGACUUUAACUCAGUAGAAGAUCUCAGCUCUGGAGGACUUUCAGCUGAGACCAUCCGAGCCUUCAGGCGAAGACUUUCAGACUCUAAGAUCGGCCGAGGCAGGGGAAGGGGCAGGGGGAGGGGAUUCAAAAGGAGAAGGUGGAUGUCACAUCAGGAGAAAAGACCUUCAGUCCUGGCCCAGCACCAGGACUUAUGGUACCUGACAGCCGCUGGACUGGGUGGUUUUGGGCUGGACUACAGCCAGGAGGCACUUAAAGCAGCAGCAGGAGGUUUCCUCCCAUUGGAACUCCCCCGGUUGGACUUCAGCUUGGGUGACGUUCAGGGGGACAGGAUCUCCCCGAUGACAGCCAGCAGCUUGAACCAGUUUUCCUUGGAGGACUCUGGCUGCAGCGCAGGAGAAGGAGGUUCAGGGCUGACCAGCGUCGGAGCCAACGAGGGCGGGGACGAGUCUGUGGCGGUGGUGGGUUCUACGUCCAGCGUGGUCGGCCCCGUCAUCUGCGAGCACUGCGGCCUGACCUUUCCGUCGGCCCACUCCCUGGCCGUCCACGCCCGCUCCACCCACCUCCUGUACGCCUGCCCCUGCUGCGGCAAACACUUCCACCACUCGGCCAACCUGACGCGCCACAUGGCCGUGCACCGGGGGGCCGGAAAGACGCACCAGUGCCCCCUCUGCUACAAGACCUUCACCCAGAAGUCCACCCUGAUCGACCACAUGAACCUCCACAGCGGCGAGCGGCCGCACCGCUGCGCCUACUGCCACGCCCGCUUCGCCCACAAGCCGGCCCUACGGCGCCACCUGAAGGAGCAGCACGGCAAAACCACGGGGCAGAACUCCCUCCACGAGCAGGAGGAGAGAGAGCGGGCGAGCGGGGCAGUUGGGAGGAUACGAGAGGAGGAUCAGGAAUGUCUCGUUACCGAGCAAGUGUCGUAGACCAAAACGUCUUAACGAGUUGGACAGUUUACUGCAGGUAGAUGUGGUCUGGAGGGUCCCAGCGUGGGCGUCAGGAAAGAGCUGAAAAUGACUUUGAUGCCUUUAAAUUCUACGACUGCCAAAAUAGGAGCUCUUUUAAACGAAAUGUGUUUGCAUAAAAUAAUAAACAACGGCUGCUUUUAUCUCACCUGUUGUCCUCAUUUACAGCCACCAAAAAAUAUUGUUUCCUUGUCUGAAAAAAUUCAGCAAAAAAUUCCCCAAAUUUCUGAAAAUUUGCAAAACCUUCAGGAAAAACUUUACCUAAAAAAAAUAUUUAAAAAAAAAAUCCCCCAAAUUUGGCAAGAAAAUUCUUGUAAAUAUUUUCCAAAAAAAGGUGAAGAACUUGAUGAAAGUUUGAAAAUGUGGAAAAAUUAUAUAUUUUCACAGUGAAAAAUCUGAUGUCAACAUUUUUAAUCUUUGAACAUUUUUUGGUGAAAAAGAAAUGUUUCGCUGGAUUUUGGUUGAUUUUUAUAUGAAUGUUCUGAAAGAAAAUAUCAGAAGUUUUACUGAUAUAUAAGGAAUUACUUUAGAUGUUUUUAGGAUUUUUUUUGGAAGAUUUUUACUCAUUUUUUAAAAAUAUUUACAAGAAUUUUCUUGCCAUAUUUGAAUUUUUUUUAAAUAGAACUUUCAAGGGAAAAUGAGUAAAAAUCUUCCAAAAUAUCCUAAAAAUAUCUAAAGUGAUUACAUAUAUAUCAUUAAAACUUUUAAUAUUUUCUUUAAGAACGUACAAAAAAUCAAAGUCCAGUGAAAUCGGCUGGAUUUUGGUUGAUUUUUUUUUGUGAAUGUUCUGAAGAUUUUUUUUAUUUUAACAUCUUUUUUUCCACCAAAAAAUGUUCAAAAAUUUCCCAAAAAUGUUGAAAACGUGGACAUCAGAAGUUUCACUGUGAAAAUAUUUUUUUCCCACAUUUUCAAACUUUAAAUUUGCCAAACCUUCAGCAAGAAAUCAAGCUUUUAAGGGAAACUUUUCUGGAAUUAUUGAAUUUUCUUCCUGAAGGUUUUUGCAAAUUUUCGGAAAUUUGGGGAAUUUUUUUGCUGAUUUUUUUUGUAUUUUGUCUCAGACGAGGAAACCAUAUUUUUGGUGCCUGUAAAUGAAGACAACAGGAGGGUUAAACACGCCGUGUCACAGUAGGAAAAUAGGUGUUAACGUAUCGAUGGAUCUAUUUAACUUGUGACAGUGAAUGAACGACACCGAGACCCUGAAACCAAAGCAGAUAAGUACAGUUUAAUCAUCUGUAUUUUUAUCAUUUACAGCCGUGCUUUUCCUACCGCGUCGACUUCAAGGCCUUUUGAUUUUAUCGUCUUAAGAACAGUUUGACUCAGAACUGUAAAUAAAAUAAACGGAAAGUGUCUUCUGUGUUUAGCCGCCCGUGUUUUAGCUCUUCCACACGGGUGUUUACACGUAUGUUGCCUGAUUGGACCUCAGAAUGAGACGUGUCUUAAUGUGCUUUUGAUAAAAGAUGUGUAAAAUAUGUGACGAUCUGAUAAGACUUGUUCCUCUGUUGCAAAAUGUUGUUCAGGAAAUAAACUCUGAAAGUGAA
This is a messenger RNA of Acanthochromis polyacanthus (spiny chromis), 3622 nucleotides long. RefSeq names its product zinc finger and BTB domain-containing protein 12. The record is from RefSeq and is a predicted model, not a curated record. The transcript has 5 exons. The coding region runs from base 330 to 2045 and encodes 571 amino acids. Gene Ontology annotation, molecular function: protein binding; DNA-binding transcription factor activity, RNA polymerase II-specific; RNA polymerase II cis-regulatory region sequence-specific DNA binding. Gene Ontology annotation, biological process: regulation of transcription by RNA polymerase II. Lineage: Eukaryota; Metazoa; Chordata; Actinopteri; Pomacentridae.